Messenger RNA from Oryctolagus cuniculus (rabbit), 2293 nucleotides. It is a transcript of the gene GPR17, whose product is annotated as G protein-coupled receptor 17. Gene Ontology annotation, cellular component: plasma membrane. NCBI's taxonomy places the organism in Eukaryota, Metazoa, Chordata, Mammalia, Lagomorpha, Leporidae. Gene Ontology annotation, biological process: positive regulation of Rho protein signal transduction; phospholipase C-activating G protein-coupled receptor signaling pathway. The record is from RefSeq and is a predicted model, not a curated record. Gene Ontology annotation, molecular function: G protein-coupled receptor activity.
GUCUCAGUCUCAGGCAGAACCCCCCGCCCGGCCCUCGCCCACUCCCAGGCUCCCAAGACAGCCAUACACUCAGCCUCUAUGACGCUCUGUGGCUAGGCUGGAGGGGGAGGCACGCCGGCUAGGGACACACUGGAAUAUUCACGGUCCCCGUGGCGGCACAGGCAAGCCCCCCACAAGGGACCCCUCAGGAAUGAAGCAGCCUUUCAGGGCUAGAGGGUCUGCAGCCUCCCCUCCUCUCCUUAAAUAGCCAACCUUCCACCCACAGCGGCACGGAGACCACGGCCAGCGCCAACACCCACUGGCUGCAGCUCACCUGCCAGCCCCAGAAGCCUGCCCCCACCUCCAGGACCAGCUGGGAGAGGCUCAUCCCAGGCUCUGCCUCCAGCCACAGCAUGAAUGGGCUCGAGGCCGCCUCCCCAAGUCUGACCGUCAAUGCGUCCCUGGCUGCCCCUGGGGAAUGCGGGCAUGAGACGCCGCUAGAGAACAUGUUGUUCGCCUGCUUCUACCUCUUGGACUUCAUCCUGGCCUUCGUGGGCAAUGCGCUGGCUCUGUGGCUCUUCAUCCGGGACCACAAGUCGGGCACCCCGGCCAACGUGUUCCUCAUGCACCUGGCCGUAGCUGACCUGUCCUGCGUGCUGGUCCUGCCCACCCGCCUCGUCUACCACUUCUCCGGGAACCACUGGCCCUUUGGGGAGAUCCCGUGCCGGCUCACUGGCUUCCUCUUCUACCUCAACAUGUACGCCAGCAUCUACUUCCUCACCUGCAUCAGCGCUGACCGCUUCCUGGCCAUUGUGCACCCGGUCAAGUCCCUGAAGCUGCGCCGGCCGCUAUACGCUCACCUGGCUUGCGCCUUCCUGUGGGUGGUGGUGGCCGUGGCCAUGGCCCCACUGCUGGUGAGCCCGCAGACCGUGCAGACCAACGGCACAGUCGUCUGCCUGCAGCUGUACCGGGAGAAGGCCUCGCACCACGCCCUUGUGUCCCUGGCCGUGGCCUUCACCUUCCCCUUUGUCACUACGGUCACAUGCUACCUGCUGAUCAUCCGCAGCCUGCGCCAGGGCCCCCGCGUGGAGAAGCGUCUCAAGAACAAGGCGGUGCGCAUGAUCGCCAUGGUGCUGGCCAUCUUCCUGGUCUGUUUUGUGCCCUAUCACGUCCACCGCUCUGUCUACGUGCUGCACUACCGGGACGGCCGGGCCACCUGCACGGCCCAGCGCAUCCUGGCGCUGGGGAACCGCAUCACCUCCUGCCUCACCAGCCUCAAUGGGGCCCUGGACCCCGUCAUGUACUUCUUUGUGGCUGAGAAGUUCCGCCAUGCCCUGUGCAACCUGCUGUGUGGGAAAAGGCCCAUGGGCCCGCCCCCUAGCUUCGAAGGGAAAACCAACGAGAGCUCACUGAGCGCCAGGUCCGAGCUGUGAGCCGGGAGUUCACAGCAUCGCCCCCACCCCAGCGGGGGAGGCCAGCUGCAGGCUGCCUCGGAGGACACCUCCUCCCAGAAUUCUCAGCAGGGCCCCUGCCCUCUCUGCCUCCCAGGUCUGAACUGCAAGGUCACCCAGCACAGGGCACAAGGAAGAAACCAGCAACAGGGAUGGAUCAGCCACCCCUCCACAGGGGCUGGGUUGCGGCUCCAGCUCCAAGACAUUCAGUGACCUCAUCCUCAGGAAGAGAGCGAGGAGGCCAGAGGGACACUCCCUGGACAAUGAGGGUCUUUCUUCCCCACAGAGGCUCCCCGUCUCCUUCCCAAGACAGACCAGCAUAGUGCAAAACUCUGCAGAAAGAACCCUGCGGGCAGCCCAGCAAAAGACAGACUUGGGGACGGCAGUGGGGGCGGGGCACGGCGGGGAGGGUGGGAGGGUUGUCUAAAUAUUUCCUUCGAAGCACAAGGUACCCCGGGGUCCCUCUGUGCUGCCCCUGACAAAAGGCUCCUGGCUGAGUGUCGGGGACACGGACUACAGGUCACAGGCAGAGGAACGCCGGGUGACGUCCACACACAUCAGCUCCGCUCUGGAUCCUAGUUCCCUGCUGUCGGCCCAAGCCCAACCCUGACAAUCCCCACAGCAUCUCAGCAGGUAUCCGGUCGCUCCCGGGGCCCCAGGCAGGUUCACAGUGCUUAUGGGCAAUCACGGGGAGCCGAUCUCGGCUGAGCAGCAGGGAAUGAACCUGUCUCCCACUAACCCUGCCCUGGCAGGGGCGUCCUAAGCCCCACUCCCUCCAAGGGGCCUCUGCCGGCCUUGCGUCACCCUAACACAUCCUCUUGUGUGCUUGUUUGUAGCAAUCAUAAACAUAACCGUAGCUUUAA